This is a messenger RNA of Anolis carolinensis (green anole), 961 nucleotides long. It is a transcript of the gene mrpl47, whose product is annotated as mitochondrial ribosomal protein L47. The transcript has 7 exons. NCBI's taxonomy places the organism in Eukaryota, Metazoa, Chordata, Lepidosauria, Squamata, Anolidae. The record is from RefSeq and is a predicted model, not a curated record. Gene Ontology annotation, molecular function: structural constituent of ribosome. Bases 87 to 800 code for a protein of 237 amino acids. Gene Ontology annotation, cellular component: mitochondrial large ribosomal subunit; mitochondrial ribosome. Gene Ontology annotation, biological process: mitochondrial translation.
GAAAGAGGCGGGGCUUCCUGUUUCUGUGUGUACUGUUGACUGAGAUCCAAGGGCGCCGCUAAGCAUUGUGGGAGGCGAAAAGUGUCAUGGCAGCUCUUUGCCGGCGCUUUGCCUUGAGUUUGGCGGGAGCGGCUUGCAAGGCCUCGUCUUCUUCCCGAAUAAUCCUUGAUUUGCAUAGCGAGGUUUCCAAAACAAAAGUGCUCCUUCCUAGUACCUCCCUUCAUACCUCUUUGGCACGAAAUGGGCUGGAAGAAUUUUUUGAUGAUCCUAAAAACUGGGGAAAGACAGAAGUCAAAUCUGGAGAUUCCUGGACAGUGGAACAGCUCCGAGGAAAGAGUAGUGAAGAUUUGCACAAACUUUGGUAUGUCCUUCUAAAAGAGCGAAACAUGCUUUUAACAUUGGAACAAGAAGCAAAGCGACAGAGGCUGCCAAUGCCAAGCCCAGAGCGAUUAGAUAAGGUAAAGGAUUCCAUGGACAGAAUAGAUCGUGUUGUUCAGGAAAGAGAAGAUGCUUUGCGUCUCCUACAGACGGGCCAGGAGAAUGAGAGACCAGGCGAAUGGAGACAUGACUUUUUAGGCCGCCUUAUUUGGUACACUUUCAGGGAAUGGCCUGUCCCCUGGUACCUGAAUUCUAAGCACAAGAGGAAACGAUUCUUCUAUUUGCCAAACGUGAAACCUUUUAUCAGGCUCAGAUUGGAAAAAUAUCUGCGCAGAAAAGUCCAAAAGGAAAAUUUGCAGAAACAGAAAGAGAAGCUCUUACUUGAAAAAUUCCCUCCUCAUGAGACACAGUCUCAGAGUUAACAUGAAGUUGGAGGAGUUCAGCAUUUGAAAAAACUGACAGGAAUAAUACUGUUGUACCGUCUGGGAAUGCAAUACAAGUUAUCUGGUAAUCAGUUGUAAAUAAUCACAGGUGAUUACAAAUAAUUUUAAUGGAAAUAAAGUUAUUUGGUCAUCUUGCUGAA